UUUCUCAAUAAGAAAGUCACGUACCAUUUUUCUUCACGGUACCCGGAGUACCGUGCUCCCACCACAACCGCUCAGAAAAAUAAGAAAGUACAAACAACGUUGCCUUGACUGGUUUUCAUUGUAAGGUAACAGCUUGUAGUAUGGUUUGGUUAGAUCACAAAUGUCCAAACAGUUAACAAUUAAGACUUGAAUUAUUUUAGACAAAAUGCUUCAAAUUUGAUCUUAUGAUGCAACAAAAUGUGGUGGCUAUUUUUAUUAAAUUAUGUUACGAUCGGGUCAUCAUUACGUCUCGCUGCAUAUAUAUCUUCUGGUGGGCUUCAUGGAGAAAUUCGAUUUGAAAAAGCCUCGGAAACAUCCGUAAAAAUUCGAUUUUCACUUCAAACGACUCUUCAGUAUCCAGACCAACAAUGGCUUUGGUCAGUUACUCAAUUUCCUGUUGACUAUACACGUAUAAACGAUAGAUGCAGUAGGCAAUAUGUUGGAGAAAGCGUUAUCGAUUUAACGGAACUUGUUGGACCAAUUGAUAUGCCCGGAAAUGAAACAGGAUCAGUGGAAAUUUCAGGCAUAAGUUUAACCGGAGAAAUGGGUUUAUGGGGGAAAGGUCUAAUACUUCAAGACACAUAUUCAUCUAGAACUAUUUGUGCCUCGAUAACGGUACUAGAAAAGAACGUAGAAAAAUUUGCGGAAGCACGUUUUCUCGAAAGUAUAGCGGGAAACGUAUGGUUUCGAUGGUUGGGUGGUCAUGGUGGUGAUAACACGAGCGAUACAAUAAUUUAUAUAAAUUUGUAUCAUGUUAAUAACAAAAUACAAUUACAAGGUACAAAAUACACAGAACAUCAUUGGAAGAUUUAUGUAACGGAUAUUUUUGAUAUCAGUAAAGACAAAUCAAAUUGCAACAUUUUACAAACCGUAUUUGAUCCUGAUAAUGCUGGUAAUAGUAAAGCAAUUGGUGACAUUGAUGAGCGUUUGGGCAAGAUAAAAAUAGCUGUAGAUCAUCAUAAUAGAUAUAAAACUGUAUAUAAAGAUUCAAAAUUGUCUCUAUUACCUUCUACUGAUUUGCUUGGGCCUCAUCGUCAAUUAUAUUUAGUCAUAUUUCACCCAAAACAUGACGAUUCCAUUUUACUGUGCAGUAAAAUUAAUCAUAGAAAACCUAUCUUUGCCAAAACUUUAAUUAAUGCCCAUGGUAUUAAAGGAGAAGUAUCCUUAACUCAAGUAACUCCAUUUGAUCCAACAUGGGUUAAUGUAUCAUUAACACCAAUUAAUGAUUUAGAAACACGAUUGCGCUAUGCUACUAAAAUAAAAUCAUAUAAUAUUCAUGAACUACCUCCAGAUCCAAUGAAAGUUUCAAAUAAUUCUACCGAAAUAUGUGAAACAACUAAAAAAAUAUAUAAUCCAAGCAAUAUUAAUAUAACUGAUGUACCACCAGCAGGAUUUGGAACUCAAGAUCAAUAUGCUAUUGGCGACCUUUCUGGAAAACUCCAAGGUCGUAAGGAAGGAUCGUAUCAUUAUGAUAUCUUACCAGGGAGUGCAAAACUUAGUGGAAUAUAUUGGGAUACAUAUCUUCCACUUUCAGGAAUGUAUAGUGUAAUUCACAGAAGCCUUGUCCUUCACAAGUAUAAUGAAACUGAUAAUAAGAGUAUCAUACCAUGGAUUUGUGGCACUUUGAAUCUUUAUUUGCCAGACAAUAUUGAACAAAUGCAAAUGAUGACUGCACAAGUAAUAUAUAGAUAUCCUAUUGUUGGAAAAAUAAUUUUCCGCCAAUCCAAAAAUGAUCCCCAAAUGGAUACUACUAUUAUAAUUGAAAAUUUAGUUCAUGCAGAUGGUAAUGCUUUAAAUAAUUCAGAGCUACACAGAUGGAUGAUUCAUGAUAAUCCGCCAGGCAAAGAUUAUUAUAACUGGACAGGCAGAUGUUUAAGUACUGGUGAACCUUAUAAUCCCUACAAAGUAGAAUGGAAUUCAAGUUUCAAUGAAUAUUGUUCAAUGUCAGAAGUAUCAUUAUGUCGUGUUGGUGAUUUAACAAGACAUGGUACAAUCGAUAUUGCUGGAAGAAAGCUUUAUGGGACCUUACUAACUCGAAGACUCUUCACAGAUACAAUGUUACCUUUAUCAGGUCCCCAUAGCAUAUUGGGUAAAAGUUUAGUGAUAUAUGAUGACCAUGGACCUCGUUUAAGAGGAGAAAGACUAGCAUGUUCAAUAAUUAGUGAAACAUAUCGCCGCAAAGCGGUAGCAAGAGAUUGGUUUGGAAAUGGAGAAACUAUUUCAUUAAGAGGAAAAUUAGAAUUCUUACAACAAAAUGAAUAUGAUAUAACAAAUGUAGAACUAAAUCUUGAUGGCCUACAUGGAAAAAUGAGUGGAUAUCACGUACAUAUGACCCCAAUUGAACAAGAUUUAGAAUUUCCAUGUGAAAGUACAUCCUUAUAUGGACAUUGGAAUCCAUUUGAUGUCAAUGUAAAUAACAUACUAUCUCCAAGAGAAGGAACAACUGAUCAAUAUGAAAUGGGAGACCUCAGUGGAAAGUUUGGUACUUUAGAAAACCGAAAAAGAUACGUAAAAACUUUCAAUGAUACAAUGCUUCCUUUAUUUGGACCAACAAGUAUACUAGGUCGAAGCAUAGUGAUUCAUAAAAAAGAAAAAAAUUUAAGAUGGGCUUGUUCAACUAUAGAAAGAGGAUAUUCACCAUCCGAAGCUAUAGAAUUAAGAGCAAUUGCGUCUUUUCAUCAUCCACAAGGUUUUGCAUAUGGCUACAUAAGAAUGACACAACUUAUUCAUCAAGAUGGUACACAAAGUGAAACAAUAAUUGAAACAAAAUUACGACAUCCUGGUAAACAUAAUCGCAAUAUUACCAAAAACCACAAUUGGGCAAUAUAUGUAAAUCCUGUCGGAGUAGAUGCAGCUGUUCAUGUUAAAGAUACUAGAUGUGUAGCUGGCGGAUAUAUAUGGAAUCCUUAUUUUACACAACUAGCUGAUCCUUUAAAUGAUGAUUUAUACAAACAAGAAUGUGGUCCUGACUUACCACUUAGAUGUUAUGUAGGAGAUAUAUCAGGCCGAUUAGGUCCUAUUGAUAUAGGAUUGCAAAGACAAGUUUUUACAGAUUCAAAUUUCCCAUUAGGAGGACCAAUAUCUGCAAUGGGAAGAUCUAUUGUUAUUUUUGACACAAAUUUUGGAACCAAUAGAUUUGCAUGUGCCAACAUUGAACCGGAUAAUGAUAUUGUAAAAUAUACAAACAUAAGGAAACCACCUCGUUUUGUAGUGGCACAAUUUUUAGAGGAUGUACGAAAAAUUAUGGGUAUCCCAGAUUGGAUGCUAUCCAUAGAUAUUAGAAAAACAAAAAUUUUACACAAUGGAGCCUGCAUUCAGUUUUUAAUACAUUUUAAGGGUCCAAUUGCUAACAUCUUAGAACAAGAUUUCAACAAACUUAUAUCAACUGGACGAUUAGAUACGCCUAGUUUGUACAUUCCAGGAUACGUCUCUAAAAAACGAAAAACAACUUUAGAUUACCGCCAAUGUGGGAGUCAGGAUCCAAAUGAUAAAAAUUUCAAAUUUUUUCUACAAAAUAGAUCUUCACAACUAUGUCCAAAACUUAUAUUAAUUGUUAUUUUAUGUAUUAUUAUCAAAUUAUUGUAACAUAAAAUUACUAAAUUAAUAUAAACUAAGUUUAAAUAGACAAUAAA
Molecule: messenger RNA, 3671 nt
Organism: Frieseomelitta varia
Lineage: Eukaryota; Metazoa; Arthropoda; Insecta; Hymenoptera; Apidae
Gene: Rsod
Exons: 19
Coding region: 238-3624 (1128 amino acids)
Biological process (GO): superoxide metabolic process
Molecular function (GO): metal ion binding
Source: RefSeq, a predicted model, not a curated record